AUGUCGUCCGCCCCCGACACUCCAAUCACCAUCAAGACGCGCUCGGGCCGCCUUCUUGACGGUCCCGCCAUUGAGGAAAUCGUCGACCGCGGCCUGGCCCGUCGCGAGCGCGAGUUGACCUCUCACCGCGUCAAAGCUAAGGCUUCAGCUGCGCGCCUGGUGGAGAAAGCGCUGGGAGUGCGCUGUCUUGCCAAGAAGAUCUUGGCUAGACUCAAGCGCUGA
Messenger RNA from Lasiodiplodia theobromae, 222 nucleotides. RefSeq lists its product as uncharacterized. The transcript has a single exon. The record is from RefSeq and is a predicted model, not a curated record. The coding region runs from base 1 to 222 and encodes 73 amino acids. NCBI's taxonomy places the organism in Eukaryota, Fungi, Ascomycota, Dothideomycetes, Botryosphaeriales, Botryosphaeriaceae.